CGGAGAAUGUGAAUGGCGAAAGAUGACAUGGCAGAGGUAGAUUUGGCAUCAAACGGAGCGGAACCCCCCGGCGAGGCCUCCUCGGCGUUUCCCUACGAGGAGUACGAAUGCAAAAUCUGCUACAAUUAUUUCGACCUUGACCGCCGGGCUCCUAAGAUCCUAGAGUGCCUGCACACGUUUUGUGAGGAGUGCCUGAACACGCUUCACCUCCGGGAGGAGCGGCCAUGGCGCAUCAGCUGCCCCGUCUGUCGCCACCGGACUCCGGUGCCGGAUUAUCGGAUACAAAACCUGCCCAACAACACCAAGGUGACGGAGGAUUUCCCGCUCUACAUCGACUCGGACCCCCUGCCACAGGACGCUUUGCCGCCGUAUCCUCCCCCGCUGCACCCAGCCCUUGUCGCCCUCCGCCGAGAGGAGGCGUCGGGGACGUCCAGCACCAGCCAGGCAACCCCGUCCACCACCGUGUCCACGGCCACGACCCUCUCCCAGGACUCGGUGCGCUACGACAGCUGUCAGAGCUGCAAGAGAGUAGCUCUGACCACCGGCUGUGUCUGCGUGAUCUUCUCCUUUCUGUCCAUGCUGGUGUUGCUCUUCAUGGGCCUGAUCUUUGUGCACAGUCACAGCAUUCCUCCCUCGCCGGCGGGACCAAUUUGCUUGUCUGUAGCCAGCAUCCUGGCUAUGUUCUCGGUGGUCGUCACAUGGCUCAUCUGCUGGCUCAAAUACAGACCGGACCAUGAGACAGGCCGCUCAUCCGCCACCAGUAACUCCCGGAGAAACGCCUGAUAGGCUGCGGGGCUCAGACUUAUUGAUGGAGAUGUUGUGCUGUGGGUGUGUGAUUAUGUACAUAGUACUGACAACUGAUACUCCUGCUCCCUUUACUUUUCUAGGAAUAAAUCUCGUCCAAAAUGGCCUUUUAUCAGUAUAGCAAACACCCAAAGGCCUUCAUGUUGUUUGGAGCAAUAGGCCGACAUGAUCCUUGAUAAUCUUUUCCUUAAGUUAUGCACUUGAAUUUGCAGUAGGCCCAGUUGACUUGGCCAUGUUGAUGAAUGAACUUAAGACUCAGACCCCCCUGGCGUUGGUCUGAAAUGUAGGUGGUAUGAUGACUGAAUGUGCAGUGCUCAUUUCCAGGGUUUGACACCCUCCCCACCUUAUCCUGCUAAAUGAUAUGCAUAUCCCACUAUGCCACUCACUGUAUGAUAACUGUCCAUGAUGAUUCACUCUUAUAUCUCAACAAAGCACUAUCGUAUUGUACAGAUACUUGGCAAUGUUCACUUCUGAGUUUUCAGGCGAUGGAUUUUGGUUUUUAAGGAGGCUUGUGUGUUUAUGCGAAAAAGCUCUGAAACGUCAUUCUGUUACGAAGGAUCCAUAAUCCAAACUGUAAAUAGUCCACAGAGAAGCGGAUAGGUGUGUUCAGCCUUUCUUGAAGACCUUCCUAAUCCUCGUGCUUUAACUUAUCUUUUAGGAUGGCACUGUUUCCGUUGUGACAAUGAAAACUGCACCUCUUCCAGGCAAAGGGAUUCAAAAAGGAUAGCUUGUGAUUUUGAACUUGUGUUUGGCUACUUUUGUGCAUGUUAGGCUACUGAAAGGUCAAGGCUUUCUGUUUUUACCUUUUCUUUGAAACGGAAGAGACAAUGUGUCUCCUGACUCCUGUGCCUCACCUCCUUGCUGAAUGAAGCAAAACUUCACUGUAAUCAUGAUCAAAAUCAUGCACGGGCCUUCCACCACUGACAGCACCCAGCUGGGGUGUCGGCAGGGAUUUCCUCCUCCUGUCACAUUAUUUACACAUCGGUAGUGGAAAACAGGGUUUCCAGUGUGAAGCUCCUUUUUAUACGUGUAGGGUUUUUGCACCUGGCUUUGAAGAAAGGUCAAAGAGACGCGUGUUUGUAAGUGUUUAAACAGGUAUAAUCUAAGCUUAUGUCCACUUUCAGCUACUUCCAAGUUCAAGCUCUGCUUCCUUCAGAGCCACAUUUAAUGAUAAGUCUUUACAGGUCAGACAUGUUAAACAACUCAAUUCUGGUUCCUCAGAGAUAAUCAGGACUCAUAAUUACCUCUGGAAACUUAAAGAGCCCCAUGAGCUGUUGCAGAGAUUAGAAAGCAGUACCUUAUAUAAGUCAAGUCCUUCAUUAACACAAUGCAAACACUGAACUUUUUUAAUCGAAAACUUAAUAUAAUUUGCUUUAUGUGGGCUUUUUUUUUUCUUAGAUAGGUGGGUCAAAACAAAAACACUGAAUUAACUUUUUUGUGAAAUUAGCCUCAGACAAAGCAAUGCAAUCAAAAAAAGCUAAAACUCAAGGGCCUAUAGUGGGUAGACUUCUUAUCAUGAAUAUUACUGUGAACUGUUGGUAAAUUCUGUGUAUGUAAUUCUUGCUACAAUCUAUACAAUUCUUUAUUUAUAAUUCUCGCAAAUGGCAAAAAGCGAUACCUUACUUGUGGUGCAAUGUAGGAUCCUCAUAUUGACAAAUUGCGUUGUGGUCCGUGGAGCAUGUGAAUUGCACUCCUAAGUUAUUUUCCAGCUCCCAGACCUUCCUGACAGCAUUUAGUGUAGAAUUCGGAGAUGAUUCGGACACCAAAGCGCUUUAAGACAAGCACUUGCCCUUGCACACACACGGUAUCCCUACCUCACUGCACGGGCAAUAAGCAAAAACAAAAAAACAAAACAAAACAAACAGUUCAACAUGAUUCGUAAACCCACCCCCAUCCCCACCCUUAUUUGAUUCCCAUGCUUGCUUCAAUCAUCCUGCUCAACCUUUUCUCAACUACUAGAUGAUGCACUUUCCCCCCCUUAUUUGACACAAGUAACGGGGUAUACCUUUGACUAAUGUACGCAUAUUGUAUUUAUUUAAGAGGACCUAGAAAAUGUUGGUUUUUAUGAGAAUCUGUGGUUGUUGUUAAAGUACCAAAUGUAUUUGCACAGAGAACUGUUCUUUAUGUGCUGUUUUACAUACAUAAACACAUUUCAGUAAUAAAGAAAACAUGA
Toxotes jaculatrix (banded archerfish) is the source of this 2977-nucleotide messenger RNA. RefSeq names its product E3 ubiquitin-protein ligase rnf152-B. NCBI's taxonomy places the organism in Eukaryota, Metazoa, Chordata, Actinopteri, Toxotidae. The transcript has a single exon. Gene Ontology annotation, biological process: protein ubiquitination. Gene Ontology annotation, molecular function: ubiquitin protein ligase activity. The record is from RefSeq and is a predicted model, not a curated record. The coding region runs from base 13 to 783 and encodes 256 amino acids.